This is a messenger RNA of Gallus gallus (chicken), 372 nucleotides long. RefSeq names its product chromosome 9 open reading frame 116 (gene PIERCE1). Gene Ontology annotation, biological process: axoneme assembly. NCBI's taxonomy places the organism in Eukaryota, Metazoa, Chordata, Aves, Galliformes, Phasianidae. The transcript is spliced from 3 exons. The coding region runs from base 1 to 372 and encodes 123 amino acids. Gene Ontology annotation, cellular component: axonemal microtubule. The record is from RefSeq and is a predicted model, not a curated record.
AUGGCACAGCCGCAGCCCGCGGAGGGCCCCGCGCCCCGCGCCGGCACUUGGGUGAGCGCCACGCUGCCCCGCCGCUUCCUGCAGCUCCCCUCCUACCGCGGCUACGGGCAGCCGGAGCCGCACCCGCUGUACCGGACGACCAACCAGGAGUACGGCCGCAGAGCGCCCACGGUGUACGAAGUGCCGGUCUCCUACCACGUCACCUCGCACGCCUUCUCAGACUCCCUGGCACAGCGUGGCAUGUACAGGAACGACGGGCUCAACACCUCGCUGGAGAAGAGCCGUGUCACUGGCCCUGCCAACUUCAUCACCCCCCGCGACACCCUCGACUUCCACCCCAGCUACAAAGUCGGUGGGCCCUCGCACUGCUAG